AUGAAAUGUACUAAUUGUGAGGAAAAACCAAGAAUAAAAGCUGCAAAAACUGGUCAAUUAUUUUGUGCUCCAUGUUUUACUGAUUGGUUUGAAAAGGAUGUUCAUGAAACAAUAAUUAAAUGUGAACUAUUUAAAAGAAAUGAAAAAAUUGCUAUUGGUGCAAGUGGUGGAAAGGAUUCUAUUGUUUUGUCACAUAUAAUGAAACGUCUAAAUGAUCGUUAUGAUUAUGGAUUGAAUUUUUACCUUAUUUGUAUUGAUGAAGGAAUAAAAGGGUACAGGGAUUUUUCAAUAGAAUCUGUUCUUAAAAGUGAAAAAGAUCUUGAAAUUCCUUUGAUUAUUUUGUCAUACAAAGAUCUUUAUGGUUGGACCAUGGACGAUAUUGUAGCUAAAAUUGGAAAGAAAAAUAACUGUACAUUUUGUGGUGUUUUCAGAAGACAAGCUUUAGAUAGAGGUGCACAAAAAAUUAAUGCUAAUAAAUUGUUGACUGGCCAUAAUGCAGAUGAUUUAGCUGAGACAGUUUACUUAAAUGUUUUACGUGGUGACACAGCUAGACUUCAAAGAUGUGGUGCAAAUAUAACAGGAAGUGAAGAUUCACUACCUCGAGCAAAACCUUUAAAAUAUUCUUAUGAAAAAGAUAUUGUUAUAGGAAAUGUUAGAACAUUAAUAAAAGAUUUAGAAGCUAUUAGGCCUCGAACAAUUAUGGAUCUUAUUCGUUCUGCUGAAGAAUUAACUUUAAAAGAUAAUGUCUCUGUACCGGAUUUAUUAUUAUGCCAAAGAUGUGGAUAUAUUUCCAGUCAAAAAAUUUGUAAAGCUUGUCUUUUGUUAACAGGACUUGAAAAAGAUGAUCCUAAUAUAGGCAUUACUAAGAAAAAAAAAUGGAAAGCUGAAAUUCAAAUUGAGAAAGAAUCACUUGAAGUUGAUGGAAAAACAGGUCUAAGCUCAUGUAUGUCUAAAGAUGAAGGAAAAUCAGCUUGUGAAUGUGCUCAGCAAAAUUUGGAUUUUUAA
Molecule: messenger RNA, 1005 nt
Organism: Strongyloides ratti
Lineage: Eukaryota; Metazoa; Nematoda; Chromadorea; Rhabditida; Strongyloididae
Product: Cytoplasmic tRNA 2-thiolation protein 1
Exons: 4
Coding region: 1-1005 (334 amino acids)
Biological process (GO): tRNA wobble position uridine thiolation
Cellular component (GO): mitochondrion; cytosolic tRNA wobble base thiouridylase complex
Molecular function (GO): tRNA binding
Source: RefSeq, a predicted model, not a curated record